Molecule: messenger RNA, 777 nt
Organism: Capsicum annuum
Lineage: Eukaryota; Viridiplantae; Streptophyta; Magnoliopsida; Solanales; Solanaceae
Exons: 2
Coding region: 1-777 (258 amino acids)
Source: RefSeq, a predicted model, not a curated record
AUGUUAGAGAUCACUACUGAAUUGGAAAAUGCGACAGAAAUCAAAACUCAUGCAACAGAAAAUGAACAACACGCAGUUGGCAAUGAAGAACCAGAAUCUUUGAGUAGUGGACAUACAAACUCCGACUACCAUGAUUCUGGAACAACUGGUAGACUCUUCCUUAUUUAUUUUAAGAAAAAAGUUGUUACUGUGAUCAUGCUAAUUUAUGUCGAUGAUAUUGUGCUUACAGAAAACAAUGAAGAGUUUAUACAGACAUUAAUAACUCAACUCAGCUUAGAAUUUGUAUUGAAAGACUUGGGAAAAUUACAUUACUUUCUUGGUCUAGAAGUACAAUAUUUUCCAGGAGGCAUUACUCCUUCACAAGGCAAGUACACGAAAUAUCUUCUCAAUCGAGCAAAACUUAUAGAAAGUUCUCAUUUCAAUACACCAAUGGCAUUGAAAUCACAACCAACACCAGAGGACUCAAAGGUAGUUAAUGCAGAGGAAUAUCGAAGUCUAGUCGGUGCACUUCAAUAUCUAACGUAUACACGUUCUGACAUUGUCCAAGCAGUCAAUAAAGUAUGUCAAAAAUUAAAUAAGCCAACAGAAGGUGACAUGAAAGCGGUAAAGAGAAUUUUUUUCUAUCUCAGAGGAACAAUAUACUAUGGAAUCAAAUUUCUUGCUCAAAGUCCUCUAAAGCUAUAUGGAUUUUGUGACGCUGAUUGGGAAGGUUGUCCGAACACUAGAAGAAGUACUGCUGGGUAUUGUAUAUAUCUAGGAGCUAAUUGCAUCUCUUAG